Molecule: messenger RNA, 4582 nt
Organism: Fundulus heteroclitus (mummichog)
Lineage: Eukaryota; Metazoa; Chordata; Actinopteri; Cyprinodontiformes; Fundulidae
Gene: nos1
Product: nitric oxide synthase 1 (neuronal)
Biological process (GO): nitric oxide biosynthetic process
Molecular function (GO): FMN binding; NADP binding; flavin adenine dinucleotide binding
Source: RefSeq, marked provisional
ACAAGCAUGCCUCGUCUCUAGAGAGGCAGAGCGCGUCGCAUUGACUUGGAGACGCUUUGGUUCAGAGAGCGAGAACUGUGCAGCCGCCACUGAAGCAGAGCGCAGGAGUUUUAUCCCAACUUCACUGCAGCAGGUCGUUGAGACACAGCGACCUUGUUCUCGGGUGAAAUAUUCCUGGGGACAAACGCACAAGUGAGCACACUUCACAGACGAGCACAAUGCAGGAGUCGGAGCCCACCGUCUGCCAGCUGCAGCCCAACAUCAUCUCAGUGCGCCUCUUCAAGAGGAAGGUUGGUGGUUUGGGCUUCCUGGUGAAGCAGAGGGUGUCCAAGCCGCCUGUCAUUGUGUCAGACUUGAUUCGCGGUGGCGCGGCAGAAGAGUGUGGCCUGGUGCAGGUGGGCGACAUUGUGCUGGCAGUCAACAACAAGCCCCUGGUGGACCUUUCCUAUGAGCGAGCGUUGGAGACUUUGAAAAAUGUGUCGCCCGAGAGCCAUGCCGUGCUCAUCCUCCGUGGGCCAGAGGGCUUCACAACCCACCUGGAGACCACCCUGACCAGAGACGGCCGCCAGCGCACGGUGAGGGUCACUCGACCUGCCUUCCCGCCCUCAAAGUCCUUCGAUCAGUGGUCCCCUCUGAGUGCAUACAGCCCCGGGCAGCAGCUCAACAAGGAUCCCCAGCUAAGGGCCAUUGAGAACCUGUCCUCCCCUUCCAUCACCCAGACUCUCUUGCAGAGGGGAGGCGUGCAGGGCCAGGAUGGGGGCCGCGGAGCUCUCCUGUGCAAUGGGCUGGAAGAGAACAACGACCUGCUUAAGGAGAUUGAACCGGUGUUGCACCUAAUCAGAAACAGCAAAAAGGAGAUUAACGGAGAAGGCCAGCGGAAUGCUGCGAGAAGAGAUGCAGAGAUUCAAGUGGCAUGGGACCUCAGUGUGGGAAACGAGUCAUCCACCCAGCUGCGCUCCGAUAAGGACCGAAUGUUGGAAAACAUGGCCGUGGCAGACCACAAUGCCGAUAUCGACAAGUCUACAGCCCAGGGCAGGACCUCACCCAUUAAGUCAGUGCAGAAUGGCAGCCCCUCAAAAUGCCCUCGCUUCAUAAAGAUCAAGAACUGGGAGACGGGAACCGUCUACAAUGAUGUCCUCCACCACAGCUGCAGUUCGGUGCCAAUCUGCAGUGAAAACGUCUGCAUUGGCUCUGUGAUGGUGCCAAAUCAGUCCGUUCGCAAACCAGACGAGGUCCGUCCCAAAGAGGAGCUUCUUCCCUUGGCCGCAGACUUUAUCGACCAAUACUACUCCUCCAUCAAAAGGUAUGGCUCCAAGGCUCAUGUGGACAGAUGGGAAGAGGUGACGAAAGAGAUUGAAGCUUCAGGAACCUAUCAACUAAAAGAUACGGAGCUGAUUUAUGGUGCCAAACACGCCUGGAGGAAUGCUGCCAGAUGUGUGGGACGGAUUCAGUGGUCCAAACUACAGGUUUUUGAUGCCAGAGACUGCACAACAGCCCAUGGAAUGUACAACUACAUCUGUAACCACAUCAAGUAUGCCACCAACAAAGGCAACCUUAGGUCAGCUAUCACCAUAUUUCCUCAGAGGACAGAUGGCAAACACGAUUUCCGAGUGUGGAACAGUCAGCUGAUUCGCUACGCAGGUUACAAACAGCCUGAUGGAAGUAUUCAGGGAGAUCCUGCUAAUGUUGAAUUCACAGAGAUCUGCAUGCAGCUUGGAUGGAAAGCACCAAAAGGUCGAUUUGACGUCCUUCCCCUUCUGCUGCAAGCCAACGGAAAUGACCCUGAACUGUUUGAGAUCCCUGAAGACCUCAUUCUGGAGGUGCCCAUCAUACAUCCAAAGUUUGAGUGGUUCAAGGACCUGGAGCUGAAGUGGUACGGCCUCCCAGCGGUUGCGAACAUGCUGCUGGAGAUUGGCGGUCUUGAGUUCACCGGGUGCCCCUUCAGUGGCUGGUACAUGGGCACGGAGAUUGGCGUGAGGGACUUUUGUGACAGCUCACGCUACAACAUUCUGGAGGAUGUUGCCAACAAGAUGGGCUUGGACACCAGGAAGACAUCUUCCCUUUGGAAAGACCAGGCGCUUGUUGAGAUUAAUAUUGCUGUUCUCUACAGCUUUCAGACCUGCAAAGUGACCAUAGUGGACCAUCAUUCAGCCACGGAGUCCUUCAUGAAGCACAUGGAGAACGAGUAUCGGGUGAGAGGAGGCUGCCCUGGAGACUGGGUGUGGAUUGUGCCUCCGAUGUCAGGAAGCAUUACGCCAGUGUUUCACCAGGAAAUGCUCAACUACCGUCUCACACCUUCCUUUGAGUAUCAGCCUGACCCUUGGAACACCCACGUGUGGAAAGGAGUCAACGGGACACCCACAAAGAAAAGAGCUAUCGGAUUUAAGAAGCUUGCCAAGGCUGUGAAAUUUUCGGCAAAGCUAAUGGGGCAAGCCAUGGCCAAGAGGGUUAAAGCCACCAUACUGUUUGCCACUGAAACAGGCAAAUCACAAGACUAUGCCAAAACGCUCUGUGAAAUCUUCAAGCACGCCUUUGAUGCCAAGGUUAUUUCCAUGGAUGAGUACGAUGUGGUAGACUUGGAGCACGAAACGCUGGUUUUGGCUGUAACCAGUACAUUUGGCAACGGGGAUCCACCUGAAAAUGGAGAGAAAUUCGGAGCUGCCUUAAUGGAAAUGCGCCACCCAACCUCCAACACAGAGGACAGAAAGAGCUACAAGGUUCGAUUCAACAGCGUAUCUUCUUACUCCGACACUCGAAAAUCCUCUAGUGAUGAACCAGAGGUCAAGGUCAACUUUGAGAGCACAGGACCUCUUGCUAAUGUCAGGUUCUCAGUGUUUGGCCUUGGCUCCCGGGCCUACCCACACUUCUGCGCCUUUGCCCACGCUGUGGACACGCUGUUUGAAGAGCUGGGGGGUGAGCGCAUCCUACGCAUGGGAGAAGGAGAUGAGCUGUGUGGCCAGGAGGAAUCAUUCAGAACAUGGGCCAAGAAAGUUUUUAAGGCUGCCUGCGACGUGUUCUGUGUCGGUGAUGAUGUGAACAUCGAGAAGGCCAACGACUCCUUGAUCAGCAACGACCGGAGCUGGAAGAAGAGCAAGUUCCGCCUAACCUACACCGCCGAGGCCCCUGCGCUCACAGAAGCAUUGUACAGUGUUCACAAGAAGAAAGUGUAUGGAGCAAAGAUGAUUGAAGCUCAAAACCUACAAAGUUCGAAAUCCAAUCGCUCCACCAUAUUAGUCCGGCUCGACACCAACAGCCACGACAGGCUGUGCUACAAGCCCGGCGACCAUCUGGGCAUCUUCCCUGGCAACCACGAGGACCUGGUAACGGCGCUCAUAGAUAAACUGGAGGAUGCUCCGCCUGUCAAUCAAAUCGUCAAAGUGGAGUUCCUGGAGGAGAGGAACACGGCGCUAGGUGUUAUAAGUAAUUGGACAAAUGAGACCCGUAUUCCUCCUUGCACGAUCUACCAAGCUUUUCAGUGCUUUCUGGACAUUACCACUCCGCCCACCCCUGUGCUGCUGCAACAGUUUGCUGCUCUGGCAACCAAUGACAAACAGAAAAGGAAACUAGAAAUCCUCAGUAAGGGUCUGCAGGAGUACGAGGAAUGGAAGUGGUACAACAACCCUACGCUAGUGGAGGUUCUGGAGGAGUUCCCCUCCAUCCAGAUGCCCUCGACUCUGCUGCUCACUCAGCUUCCCCUGCUGCAACCUCGCUACUACUCCAUCAGCUCCUCUCCGGACCUGUAUCCAGGAGAGAUUCACCUCACGGUGGCCGUGGUCUCCUAUCGCACCAGAGGUGGGCAAGGACCUAUCCAUCAUGGAGUAUGUUCGUCGUGGCUCAACAGGAUAGAGAAAGGAGAGAUGGUACCGUGUUUUGUCCGAAGUGCACCAUCAUUCCAACUUCCCAAAGACAACCAAGCACCUUGCAUCCUUGUGGGCCCAGGAACGGGCAUUGCACCAUUCAGAAGCUUCUGGCAGCAAAGACUGUAUGACUUUGAGCACAAUGGGAUUAAGUCAUGCCCCAUGAUCCUGGUGUUCGGUUGUCGACAGUCUGAGAUGGACCACAUCUACAAGGACGAGACUCUCCAGGCCAAGAACAGAGAAGUGUUCAAAGAGCUCUACGCAGCUUAUUCCAGAGAACCUGGCAAACCAAAGAAAUAUGUACAAGAUGUUCUGCGCGAGCACUUGUCAGAAACUGUGUACCAUUGCCUGAGAAAGGAAGGUGGGCACAUCUAUGUGUGUGGGGACGUGACGAUGGCCGGAGAUGUUCUCAAGACCAUCCAGCAAAUCUUCAAGCAGCAGGGUCAGAUGAGUACAGAGGAUGCUGGUUUCUACAUCAGCAAACUCCGGGAUGAGAACCGCUACCAUGAGGACAUCUUUGGUGUCACUCUGCGCACCUAUGAGGUCACCAAUCGGCUUCGCUCAGAGUCCAUCGCCUACAUUGAAGAGAACAAAAAGGACUCCGAUGAGGUUUUCUGCUCAUAGGAUGAUGAAAGGAGGGCUAGAUGAACGCAACGCGAAGGACACGGCAACGCUGGUUAAAGAAUACUGUGCCAAUUUUUGUACUGUAAAAAAAAAAAAAAAAA